GUGCAGGAGUGCGUCAGCGCGCCACCAGUCCCAGCCGGCCGCAGGAAGCCGGACGCGGGCGCCGCCCAGCGCAGGGGCUCGGCGAAGCGGAAGGAUUAUGUCCGUAGCCAUUUUGGCUGAGGCCGUGCGCGCGCGUGUGAACUGGUCUCAGGCUCUCCACGGUGCACGGCAGUCAUGGCGGCGCGCGAUGCCACUCACGUGUAUGUCGGCUGCUACACCACCAAGCAUCCGCACAUCCGGGGCGACAAGCUCGGCGACGGCGUGUACGCGCUGAAGCUCAAUCCCGACGGCAGCCUGACGCAUCUCUCGGUGCACGAGCAGCUGGACCCGUCUUUCGUCACCGCCUCGAGCGACGGGCGCUUCCUGUAUGCCACCAGCGAGAUCGAGGGCGGCGGCGUCACCGCGUACAGGGUCGACCAGACGAGCGGGGCGCUCACGAAGCUGAACGAGCGCGCGACGGGCGGCGACCACGCAUGCCACCUGAUGCUGAAUCGGGACGGCAGCCUGCUGGCGGUCGCCAACUACUCGGGCGGCUCCGUGGCGUGCUUCCCCGUCCGCGAGGACGGCAGCCUGGGCGAGCGCGGCGGCUUCCUGCAGUUCGAGGGCGCGGGCCUGGACAGGGCCCGGCAGCAGAAGGCGCACGCGCACCAGAGCGUGUUCAGCGCCAGCGGCGCCUUCCUGUACGUGCCCGACCUCGGCAGCGACAAGAUCCGCCAGCUGCGCGUGGGCGCGGGCGGGGCGCUGGAGGAGAUCCCCGGCGCGCCCUUCUGCGAGGCCCCCGUGCCCGGGUGCGGGCCGCGCCACAUCGCGUUCCACCCGACGCUGCCUUUCGCGUACAACAUCCACGAGAUGGGGAACUCCGUGUCUGCGCUCUCGUGCGACGCGGGCGGCGGCGGUCUCGCCGUGCUGCAGACGCUGUCCACGCUGCCCGAGGCGUACCGGGGCGUGAGCGAGGGGUGCACGUCGCUCACGGAGAGCCACUGUGCCGACGUGCACGUGUCGCCCGACGGGCGCUUCCUCUACGGCUCGAACCGCGGCCACGACUCCAUCGUGGUCUUCAGCAUCGACCAGGUGGCGGGCACGCUCAGCCUCGUUGGUCACGAGCACGUCGGUGGGUCUAUCCCGCGAAGCUUCGGGAUCACGCCCAGUGGCGACUUCAUGCUCGUGGCGUGCCAAGACACACACAGCAUCAAUACUUUUGCCGUUGACAAGGAGACGGGGCUGCUCACCAACACUGGCCUCACAGUGGAAGUGGGCUCGCCCGCCUGCGUCUGCUUCGCAGCGCUCGGCUGAGGCUGAAUCCACGCAGCAAUUACUCGGGUUGCGUCCUGGCCCUGCAUCUUUCUCGACCCGAAGUGGUGGAGGAGGCGGGUGAGG
Messenger RNA from Prorocentrum cordatum, 1377 nucleotides. NCBI's taxonomy places the organism in Eukaryota, Dinophyceae, Prorocentrales, Prorocentraceae. The record is from the annotation of a GenBank genome assembly.